This is a messenger RNA of Geodia barretti, 250 nucleotides long. The record is from the annotation of a GenBank genome assembly. NCBI's taxonomy places the organism in Eukaryota, Metazoa, Porifera, Demospongiae, Tetractinellida, Geodiidae.
GUCUCUGGCGGGAAGGACAGGACACAACGAGGCAUCGAGAAUGGAUCGAAGAAAGUUGCCUCUAGGCGCUGCAAUUGCCACACAAACAUGAAGAGAAAUGACAUUCCUGAGGUUGACUUGCUCCCGGUCUAACAUGAGACACUUCUGUGUGGGGUUAUUUUAGGAAAGUGAAGGCAACCAUAAUGGAAAAGGUGUAUGUUAUUGUGUAUGUGGUAACCAGGCAUUUGACAUAAUGUGCCCUGUAAAGUCA